AUGAGGAGGUUUUUCUCUUUUCGGUCUUCUUCAUCCAGUGAGGGGAAAGAGAAUCCAGUGCCGUCGGUUACCAACGAUGAGAACGUUUUCUGGGAGGCCAACAGGGAGAAUUUUCCCAGAAAUGCAAUUGGGGCGGAGAUCCGAAGCAAGUCUCCGACUUCCAAGGCUUCCGACAGUCCACAUCUGAGGAGAAGCCUGUCGUUCUCUUCUUCGACCCCUUAUAGCAGGGAGAUCGAGGGGAGGUGUAACUCGUAUAGGAAUCUAAGUGGAUCCCUAUCUGACUACAGCAAUAUCCCGCAUCAGUCGGUUGAAAGCCCAAUUCGGUAAGCCGUUUCCUUUCGUCUGGAUUUUCACUUGCUUUCUAUCUUCCGCGAAUUUCUGACUUCUGCCCUAUUUUCUAUUUUCUUGUCCCUUCUUGGGGUGGAUGGUUUCCUCUUGUUAACACCUGUUCUAUAAUUCCCAUAUCUAAGCAUUGGUGUUAUCAAAUAUGAUCUGCCUGAUUUAUUAAUGUUUUCCUCUUCAUACUUCAUUCUCAUUCUGGUACAAGCAACUCCAUGGGUAUCGAUUUCAACGAACGUCCCCAUUUUUGUUUCCAUCCUCGAUCAAAUGAGAUAAACGGAUCACUUAAUAGAGUAUGUACCUACCUAUCAAUUGAUUGACAGCCUGAGCAAUGAUAGCAGAUCAACCCAUGGAAUGGUAGCCAGUUACCUGUCGAGUAUUUACUGAAAGCAUUUUAUUUCGAUAUUGACCUGUUCGGAACAGGAUCUAUAUACUACCAUAGCAUGGAUUUUUCCCAUCUUUCUGAGUAAAUAUUUAUUUUUGGCUUCUUACUACGUUUACAAGAGAUUGUUACACUUUUCUUGCGCUACACUUAAAAAAUUUCCUCCCAAUGCUACUUGCAGAGCCGUCAGUUCUCUUAGCCACCUAGAGCUGAAGCGGAAUAGAGAAUUUUUCCACGUUAUCUAAAACGUAGCUUUGUAUCUUUGCCUCAUAAUAUAAAUGCGAUUAAAUUCAGACAUAAACUCCGGUUUUGGAUCACUAAACAGAGAUCUUCUCGUAUUCUUUUCAUUGGGUGUCUAGUUAUAUCUGGCUUGAGAUUAAAAAUUCCAUAAGAGAUAACACUGUUGAAAUUUCGAUAUUUUCUCGUUCAGCGAUUAAUGAAAUAACCCGUUUUCUCUGUUUAAUAUGAGCAAGUUUUUUGAGGUACUUGUCAUUUUCUCCCAAUGUAAGCAUUUCUUACCUCAUUAUUUUCUCAUCUUCCUCUCCUUCAGCAAUCUUCCUCCUACUCCAGAAAAGUUUCGCAUAUCCCAAAGAUAUGGACAGGAAACAUCCUGCAAGGUUCAUGGACAGGAAACAUCUUCCAGAAGUCAGCAUUGCUCACCCGUUAACUCACCUCACAGCUCCCCAGUGCCAUUAAGAUGCAGAUCCUCCAGGGUAACACAGAGGUUGGACAUAAAGAGUAUUCCUCAUCUCUGUAUUGAAGAGGGGCAAAACGGGAAAAAAUCUAGAGAUGGUUCACACCCUCCCUUUAUUGGAAAUUAUGGUCAUUUGGCUGAAAAAAGAAUACAUCCCAAUUCUGGGCGGCCACCAAAAAGUCAAUACACAACACCACUUGCGACAUCUGUAGAUGAAAAUCUGUGCUCCCUUUCAUUUAGAGAGGCAAAGGAUGGCAACAAUAGUUUAUCCUCCCGGGACGAGAUGGGAAGCGAUUUUGGGCAUGUGUCACCCAAUAAACCUGCAAGGAAGUUCAGUGAGAGGGAAUCUUCUACAUUCCAUGGAAAAGCGAAGGUGAAUUUUCUGGAUAAUGAAUCUCAGACCACAACCACUGUUGAAGAUAUAUAUGAGGAUACCUCAAACAGCCUAGAACAAAAGUGUUCUUUGUCUGAUCAUAUUUCUCUUGAUAAUAUUUUGGAUAGAUAUUCUGCAGAUGAAGCUUUAAGUCACCGAGGACAAGGACAUUCGUCAUGGGAUGAUUCUACGGCCCCUAGACAUGACUCUUUUCACUUUUUGGGAAUGCGUGAUGAUCAUUUUGAUGCUGAUCUACUCAUGAAAUUAAAUGAUGUGGAGGAACAGGUUAAAGCAGUAGCAGAACUAGCUGAUCCUGACGAGAUUUGGAGUGGCAGAUUAUCCACGUCUGGAUUGGUGCAUAUGCUUAGAAGCAUGGCUGAGGAAAGAAGGAACCUGGCUUCUGAGUUAUCUCUUCAACUGCGAUGUCGCAUCUCUGAGAGGUCUUCCACAAGAGAAGCUCUGAAUCAGGCAAAGAGAGAUUUAGACACAAGAACAAGGAGGCUGGAAAGGGAGAAGGAUGAGCUUCAGUCUAGUCUGGAGAAAGAGUUGGACAGAAGGUCAAGUGAUUGGUCAUUCAAGCUCGAGAAGUUCCAGGCAGAGGAGCAGAGGCUACGGGAACGGGUGAGAGAGCUGGCCGAGCAGAAUGUCUCUAUCCAAAGAGAAGUUUCCUGCCUUAGUGGAAAAAAAAUGGAGGCACAGGAUCAUAUAAUGAAUCUGGAGUCGAAAUUGAAUGGGGUGACAAUUAGGCUAGAGGAAAUGAGAAGUGAGAAUGCCACGCUGCAUGAAGCCUUAUCUGACUUGCAAGAGCAAUUUAACACAGCAAAAGCCGAUGAGGAAUGCAUCAAAAGAAGCUAUAAAGAGACAGACAUGGAAGCCAAAGAAUUGAUGAAAACCAUCGCAAAACUACAGAUUGUUUGCAGUGAACAAGAGAAAACCAUCACUGGUUUGAGGCAGGGCUACAUCGAACCGACUGGUAAGCAGCCCGAGGAUCUUGUGAGGACGCUGAAAGUGGAGCACGUUAGACUGGCGGGUGUUGAGCAGACAUUGAGAAAAGAAAUCGAAUCACUCAGAAUUGAAGUGGACUCGCUGAAGCAUGAAAAGACUUUUUUGUUGGGACGUCUAAGAUCCGCUGGAAGUAGCUGCUCCUCUUUCUAUAGGAUAGAUCAAGAGCUGCAUUCCCAGAUGGAGUGCUUACAGAAUGAAGCCUUCUCUCUGCUUGAUGAUGGUGAUGACCUUUGUGAUAAGUUGCUUAAGGUCGCAAGUAAUAAGCGAUAUGAUCAUGGGACUGUUGCUCUCCAUGGAUCUGAUGGAUAUUCAGUCGCAGAACAUAACAUGAAGCUUCAGAGUCUGAGAAGGGCAGUAAAGAAAUUUAAAGGAAGACUGCAAUCAAUGUCUACAACCCUGGAUCAGAGGUCAAGGUUGGGUGGCUUGGAGUCUCAGCCCCAUAAGACAGAGACUGGCAUAUCCAUCCCACAUGAUGAUACACUGAGAGAGGUAAGAAUGAUAUUUACGAGGAAGAACAGCUUUUUGCUUACACUCUCUCAUUACUCGUAUGUUUUAAUUUUCGUUUGACGUUUGACACCGAUUUUAGGAUUCGAUGGAACUCAUGCUGAAGGCAGAGACCCUGAUUACCGCUUUAUUACGAGAAAAACUGCUCCAUAGAGAACUGGAACUGGAGCGACUGCAAUCCGAGCUAGGAUCUUCAGUGAGGGGAAAGGAAACCUUGCAGUCUGAGAUCAUCAGGCUGCAGGAUCAUGCUUCGUGUCUCACGCACGAGAUGAAAGACGUGGAACAUCAGGUGCGUGUUAAGACCUCCUAGGUGACCUUACCCUUCAGCAUAUAAUGUGCCAUUAAUUUGGAAAUAAUGCGUAUAAGUCUCUGCCCUUAAUGUGAAAAUAAGGUGUGCCCCAGUGGAGACAUAAAUCUACUCGAUUUAUGCGUUAUAUGGCAAUUUUUAGGUUCGGAAGAAGGAGGAGAGCAUCAGUAGGCUCCAGCAUGAUCUUGAAGAGUGCACCAAGGAGCUUAUGGUGGGGAGGGAGAUGCUACCAAGGGUAUCUGAGGAGAGAGACCGUCUAUGGGAGGAACUGAAGCAGUCAAGAGAGACCAACAUGUUCAUUGAUUACGAGCUCAAGACCCUGAAGAAGAAGAUCGAGGCUCUUGAAGAGGAGAUUCUCAUGAAAGAGGGGCAGAUCACCAUUCUGAGGGACAGCAUGGGGAAGCAAAUCCUCUGA
Molecule: messenger RNA, 4019 nt
Organism: Spirodela intermedia
Lineage: Eukaryota; Viridiplantae; Streptophyta; Magnoliopsida; Alismatales; Araceae
Source: the annotation of a GenBank genome assembly